Molecule: messenger RNA, 885 nt
Organism: Impatiens glandulifera
Lineage: Eukaryota; Viridiplantae; Streptophyta; Magnoliopsida; Ericales; Balsaminaceae
Product: (+)-neomenthol dehydrogenase-like
Exons: 5
Coding region: 1-885 (294 amino acids)
Cellular component (GO): membrane
Molecular function (GO): oxidoreductase activity, acting on the CH-OH group of donors, NAD or NADP as acceptor
Source: RefSeq, a predicted model, not a curated record
AUGGACUCCAAAAUUAGGAGUUGCGCAAUUGUGACUGGGGCAAACAAAGGAAUAGGAUUUGAGAUAUGCAAGCAAUUGGGUGCAUCUGGUAUCACUGUUGUGCUGACGGCUAGAGACGAGAAAAGAGGACUUGAAGCUCUCGAGAAACUUAAAGAGUCUGCCAAUGACAAAGUCAUUGAUGUCAUCUUCCAUCGGCUUGAUGUGGCCGACCCAUCUACCAUUACUCCUCUAGUUGAUUUUGUCAAGGCCAAAUUUGGGAAGCUUGAUAUCUUGAUCAAUAAUGCUGCUAUUGCUGGAGCUAGGGUUAAUUGGGAUUAUCUGAAACAUUUUAUUCUUAAGCCCGGAUGGAUGACACAAGCCAAACCUACUGACGAAACGUCCGUGACAUAUGAAAUGGCGGAAGAAUGUCUACAAGUGAAUUAUUACGGCACAAAAAGAAUGGUUGAAGCAUUUGUUCCCCUACUCCAACUCUCUGAUUCCCCAAGGAUUAAUAUCCCUAAUAAAUGGGCCAAACAAGUGUUAAACGAUGCAGACAACCUCACAGAAGAAAGAAUAGACGAAGUAAUAAAUGAAUUUCUUAAGGAUUUCAAAGAAGAAAACUUGGAAAGUAAAGGAUGGCCCAAAAUUAUCAAGGCUUAUAUUGUAUCGAAAGCAGUUAUGGGUGCAUACACUAGAGUUUUGGCAAAAAGGUUUCCACACAUUCUUGUGAAUUGUGCAUGUCCUGGUUAUGUUAAGACCGACAUCACCAGCCACACCGGAUUAUUAACCGCGGAGGAAGGAGCCGAAAGCCUAGUUAGGCUCGCUUUGCUACCUAAUGAUGGUCCUUCUGGAAUGUUCUUUCAACGAACUGAAGUCUCGUCGUAUGAUGAAAUUGAAUUGAAUUAA